Molecule: messenger RNA, 1977 nt
Organism: Dromiciops gliroides (monito del monte)
Lineage: Eukaryota; Metazoa; Chordata; Mammalia; Microbiotheria; Microbiotheriidae
Gene: ARSJ
Product: arylsulfatase family member J
Exons: 2
Coding region: 1-1827 (608 amino acids)
Source: RefSeq, a predicted model, not a curated record
AUGGCCCCCAGGGGUUUCGCGGGGCCGCCGCCUCUGCAGCCACAGCCACCAUCACCCCCGGCGUCUGGCAUCUGGCAGGGGAAAAUGUUAGCCAUGGGAGCGCUGACCGGUUUCUCUGUGCUCAGCCUCCUCACCUAUGGCUACCUGUCCUGGGGCCACGGCCUGGAGGAGGAAGAGGAAGGGACAGCAGCCAGAGCCCCCCAAGCUAGAGAGGGGCCAGAGCCCAGGUCAUCCGCUACCUCUCAGCCUCAUAUUGUGUUCAUCCUAGCUGAUGACCAGGGAUUUAGAGAUGUGGGAUACCACGGAUCAGAAAUCAAGACGCCCACUCUGGACAAGCUUGCUGCCCAAGGAGUUAAACUGGAAAACUACUACGUCCAGCCUAUUUGCACACCGUCCAGAAGUCAGUUUAUCACUGGAAAGUAUCAGAUACACACCGGACUUCAGCACUCUAUCAUAAGACCUACUCAGCCCAACUGCUUACCUCUCGAUAAUGCGACCCUACCUCAGAAACUAAAGGAAGUUGGCUAUUCAACUCAUAUGGUUGGAAAAUGGCAUUUGGGGUUCUAUAGGAAAGAAUGCAUGCCAACCAAGAGAGGAUUUGAUACUUUUUUUGGCUCUCUCCUGGGAAGUGGUGAUUACUAUACACACUAUAAAUGUGACAGCCCAGGGAUGUGUGGGUAUGACUUGUAUGAGAAUGACAACGCUGCUUGGGACCAUGAUAAUGGUAUAUACUCAACACAAAUGUACACUCAGAAAGUGCAGCAGAUUUUAGCUUCCCACAACCCCAGGAAACCUAUAUUUUUGUAUAUUGCCUAUCAAGCUGUUCACUCACCACUGCAGGCACCAGGAAAAUACUUUGAACAUUACAGAUCCAUUAUCAACAUUAACCGGAGGAGGUAUGCUGCCAUGCUGUCAUGCCUGGAUGAAGCCAUCAACAACGUGACCCUAGCUUUAAAGAGGUAUGGUUUCUAUGACAACAGCAUCAUCAUCUACUCUUCAGAUAAUGGGGGACAGCCCAUGGCAGGAGGAAGCAACUGGCCUCUCAGGGGAAGCAAGGGAACCUAUUGGGAGGGAGGGAUUCGAGCGGUUGGCUUUGUUCACAGCCCACUUCUGAAAAACAAAGGAACAAUCUGCAAAGAGCUUGUGCACAUCACUGAUUGGUACCCCACGCUGAUCACACUGGCCGAAGGCUGGAUUGAUGAGAACACUCAGCUAGAUGGCUAUGAUAUCUGGGAGACCAUCAGCGAAGGCCGGCGUUCUCCACGGGUAGAUAUUCUGCACAACAUUGACCCCAUUUACACAAAAGCCAAAAAUGGUUCUUUGGCAGCAGGCUUUGGAAUCUGGAACACAGCCAUACAGUCAGCAAUAAGAGUACAACACUGGAAACUGCUGACGGGGAAUCCGGGCUAUAGUGACUGGGUUCCCCCUCAGUCUUUUAGUAAUGCUGGGCCCAAUCGGUGGCACAAUGAACGAAUUUCCUGGUCUGCCGGCAAAAGCGUUUGGCUUUUCAACAUCACAGCUGACCCAUAUGAGCGAGUGGACCUUUCGAAUAAGUAUCCAGGGAUUGUGAAGAAGCUUUUACGGAGACUGUCCCAGUUCAAUAAAACUGCAGUCCCUGUCAGAUAUCCACCCAAAGACCCUAGGAGUAACCCUAGGCUCAAUGGAGGAGUCUGGGGGCCAUGGUAUAAAGAAGAUGAUAAGAAAAGGAAGCCAGGAAAAAACAAGGCUGAAAAAAAGCAGAAAAAGCCUAAGACAAAGAAGAAAAAACAUCGGAAAAAAGGGCAGUUUCCAAAUUGCCAAAUAGACCUUGCUCGUGGGAAAUCAUAAAAAGGCAGUGUUUGAGGAAACUCAAAUCCACCCAUCCUUUGCCCCAUACUUUCUCCAGAUAAACUGUCAAAGCCGUCUCUAUAAUGAGACUCCCUGAAAACCCCAGAUGUGUUCUCAUACCAUGCCAAUGCAGAGCGGUCUCAAACUUGA